AUGCCGCCGCGCGCUGCGACUGCGAAGCCGUCGUGGCUCAGGGACGCGCUCCUCUUCACCGCGGGCGCCGUGGUGGCCACCGUGGCGCUGCAAGCGUUCGCCAAUCCGUUCGCUCAGCCGGAGGCUUACUACGACGACGGAGCAGUCCUGUCCUCCGGCUCUGCUGGCUCAUCAUCCGUGGGUAGUGGUGGUGGUGGUGCCGCCCGCACGUUCUACGACGACCCGGCGCUGGCGUACACCGUGGACCGGCCCAUCACGGGGUGGGACGAGAAGCGCGCCGGGUGGCUGCGCGCGCACCCGGAGUUUGCCGGUGGCGACGUGGAGCGCGUCCUCAUGGUGUCCGGCUCGCAGCCGACGCCGUGCCGGUCCCCGGGCGGAGACCACACGCUGAUGCGGCUGCUCAAGAACAAGGCCGACUACUGCCGCCUCCACGGCGUGCAGCUGCUGUACAACAUGGCCCUGCUGCGGCCGUCCAUGGACCGGUACUGGGCCAAGAUACCGGUGAUCCGCGCCGCCAUGGUCGCGCACCCGGAGGCGGAGUGGGUGUGGUGGGUCGACUCCGACGCCGUGUUCACCGACAUGGACUUCCGCCUCCCGCUGCGCCGGUACCACGCCCACAACCUCGUCGUCCACGGCUGGCCGAGCCUCGUGUUCGAGGCCAGCUCCUGGACCAACCUCAACGCCGGCGUGUUCCUCAUCCGGAACUGCCAGUGGUCGCUCGACUUCAUGGACGCGUGGGCCGCCAUGGGGCCCGAUUCCCGGACUACCAGCACUGGGGCGCCGUGCUCAAGUCCACAAGGGCAGCCGGCCGUGGCGGGACAGGGUGUUCCUGGAGAGCGACUACUACUUCGAGGGCUACUGGGCGGAGAUCGUGGGGCGGCUCGGAAACAUGACGGACGGUACGAGGCGAUGGAGCGCCGCCCGCGGGCUGCCGCGCUGCGGAGGCGCCACGCGGAGAGGGAGCACACGUCGUACGCGGCGGCGAGGGACGCCGCCCUGGCCGGGGCCGGGCUGGCGGAGACCGGGGUGCACGGGUGGCGCCGCCCGUUCGUGACGCACUUCACGGGAUGCCAGCCGUGCAGCGGGCAGCGGAACGAGCACUACUCCGGGGACAGCUGCGACCAGGGCAUGCGCCGCGCGCUCAACUUCGCCGACGACCAGGUGCUGAGGGCGUACGGUUUCCGGCACGCCGGUCCGCUCAGUGACGACGUGCAGCCACUGCCGUUCGAUUACCCUACAAAGGCAGUGACUAGCUGA
Miscanthus lutarioriparius is the source of this 1257-nucleotide messenger RNA. The record is from the annotation of a GenBank genome assembly. NCBI's taxonomy places the organism in Eukaryota, Viridiplantae, Streptophyta, Magnoliopsida, Poales, Poaceae.